GCAACCGAGUGGUUAGAGUGGAAGGCACAUGAAGGAGGAAUUUUUAUACGCCACCAAAUGAACAAUACAGAAAAACGCGUUGGUGAAAGAAAAAUACCAGUGGAUGGUUUUCACGGUCCUUCGCAAACAGUCUUUCACUUCCAUGGCUGCUGGUGGCAUGGGCAUAUCUGUCAUCUUGCUAAAGGAAAAGAAAUGAACGAAAAGAGAAAAAGACCAAUGGUGGAGUUACUAGAAGAAACCAAAGAAACCUCCAAGUACAUCAAGGCUCAGGAGUACAAUCUUGUGGAAAUCUACGAGUGCCAGUGGCGUAGAAUUAAGAAAACCAACUCACAAGUUCAGCAGUUUCUUAACUCCAGGUUUAACCGCCUUCUUGAUCAUCACAAGACUCUGACACAAGACCAGAUCUUAAGCGCUAUUAGAAGCGAAUCCCUCUUUGGAGUGGUCGAAUGUGACGUUCGAGUACCUGAUGCACUAAAACCUAAGUUUGCAGAAAUGUGCCCCUUUUUCAAAACAUAGAAAUUUCAAGAGAAGAUAUUAGUCAGCACAUGCAAACCUUUGCUGAGGAAGAGAAUAUCAUGUCACAACCUCGAAGAAGUCUCGUUGGUAGUUAUUUUAGUGAGAAGAUCUUAUUGGCCUCCCCACUCAUUAAGUGGUAAUGGAGCAUGGUCUGGAAGUGACUCAUAUUUAUCAAGUAGUGGAGUAUACACCCUUUCCCUGUUUCCAACCCUUUGGGGAAGCUGUAUCGGAUGCUAGACGGGCUGGAGAUGUAGACCCAAACAAAGCCAUCAUCGCAGACACUAUGAAAUUGGUAAGUCGUUCUCCUAUUGAGGGAAAGGAGGAAGAAAUACGUUUUAAGGUACAAAAAACUCAUGCCAAUGUUGCCUUUUCGUAGGUGGGGAACUCGCGUUAUGGAAAGACGAUCACAGAUCGAGAACGCCAUCAAGAAGUCCAGUUUGUUGAAGAAACUAAAGCGUCCCGCCUAAUAAACAAACCCUUCUUUAGA
Porites evermanni is the source of this 1003-nucleotide messenger RNA. NCBI's taxonomy places the organism in Eukaryota, Metazoa, Cnidaria, Anthozoa, Scleractinia, Poritidae. The record is from the annotation of a GenBank genome assembly.